Molecule: messenger RNA, 1056 nt
Organism: Temnothorax curvispinosus
Lineage: Eukaryota; Metazoa; Arthropoda; Insecta; Hymenoptera; Formicidae
Product: sarcoplasmic reticulum histidine-rich calcium-binding protein-like
Exons: 4
Coding region: 1-1056 (351 amino acids)
Source: RefSeq, a predicted model, not a curated record
AUGGCGGUACCGGUAUCGAUCGCGCAUCAUCAUCCUUACAUGCUUCAUCAUCAUCAUCACUCUCACCUGCACAAUCACAUAAACACAUGCCCCCUCCAUCAGCUCCAUUACAGCAUAAACUCAUCUCAUCACACUCACCUUCACCAGCUACAAAAUCAUUCACACGAAACAGUCAUUCACUAUCAAAACCAUCACAUAAUAAACAAAUAUUAUCACGCUCUCCUUCACCAGCCACAAAAUCAUUCACACGAAACAGUCAUCCAUUAUCAAAACCAUCACCACAACAUAAACAAACAUUAUCACGCUCUCCUUCACCAGCUACAAAAUCACUUACACAAAACAGUCAUCCACCAUCAAAACCAUCACCACAACAUAAGCAAACGUUAUCACAACCACCACCAUCAUCUGUACACCGAAAUCGCCUAUCUCCAACCAGACAAGGACAUAAAGAAGAGUGGACAAAAGACGGGGAAACAUCUUGUGGGAUACUUUGUUUAUCUUGGACGGACCAAUCCAGUCGAUUGCGCUGCAGAGUAUUUUCGCAGCGUAUUUCCCGAAGAUGAGGAGGUUUCUACAUACCUCACCUUGAAUGGAAGAACAGGACCAGGGGGAUGCAAAUUGCGAGACAGUCGCUUUGCUCAAGCAUGUCAAGAUGCCAUAAACGCCAACAAACAUUUUCCCAGCCCCAAUAAGGUCGAAUUUUAUGACGCUUUGGAGAAGGCUUUAAAAAGCCUUAAAACUAGAAAAUGGCGUUACAACAGAAAACGACGACUUCAUCAAGAAAGUGAGGAAGAAAAUGAGGAAGAAAAUGAGGAAGUCCCACUCAAUCGACGCCAGCGAAUGGAUAACCCGGAAGAGGACACGGGAUUUGAAAACAUCCAGGAGGUAGCUGAGGACGCCAACGAACCAGAGGAGACCCAGCACACGGAGGGAGAAAACGCCGAUGAUAUGGACACCCAGGACACCCAGGAUACCCAGGACACCCAGGACACUCAGGACACGGAUGGAAUGAAGGACAACGACGAGUCUGAAUAUUUGUCAGAAAAUGGUAAAUAA